Messenger RNA from Lasiosphaeria miniovina, 2189 nucleotides. RefSeq lists its product as uncharacterized. The coding region runs from base 13 to 2028 and encodes 671 amino acids. The record is from RefSeq and is a predicted model, not a curated record. The transcript has 2 exons. NCBI's taxonomy places the organism in Eukaryota, Fungi, Ascomycota, Sordariomycetes, Sordariales, Lasiosphaeriaceae.
UCGUCGUGGACCAUGUAUCUCUUGUUUAUGCUUGGCGUCGCCUUCGCCAUUGCGCACCACGUCUACUACAACUCGCUCGACGGCAAGCCGGCCUCCGACCAGCUCCAGAUGCUGCGCUACGGCACCCUGCUCGCCUUUGCAGCCAAGGCCGGCCUCUGCGCCGCCGUCGUCAUUGCCUUUGAGCAGCGCGUCUGGACAACGGUGCGGAAGCGCCUGAUGACAGUCGCCGCCCUUGACUCGCUGUUCUCGGCGCCAAACAACCUCGCUUCUCUCUGGAAUUGGGAGCUGGCCAAGAGCGCAAGGAUAGCGGUCUCGCUGGCCGUGUUUAUCUGGCUCGCGCCGCUCAUGGUCAUUCUCACCGCCAACACGCUCCUCGUGGAGCCAGCCACCACCGUGGCGAGCGACAUGUGUCCGGGCAUACGCACUCUCAACUUCGCCUUUGAGGACACUUACGAGUGGCGCGACCCUGCCAAGAUUGGGCCGCUCUUUGAAUCCCCGUUGUCGUUUUGGAAUACGACCAAGCCGGCCGACUCGGAUCCAGAGGGCUGGUUCGACUACUACACCGGACCCAGCCCCAACUUCUACCAGACGGCCUCGAUUGGCGCCUUUAUGGGAGAGGCCCUCAUGCGCAAGAACGCGCAGGCCGAGACGUGCGGCAGCGGCUGGAACUGCUCCUUCGAGAUCGCCUUUACGGGGCCCGGGUACAAGUGUACCGAACUGGCCAGUGGCGUGGGCGUCGAGCCGGCCAACCUCACCCAAGAGUCUGGGAGCAUCGCGCCGCCCUUUGACACGGACAUGAUUCUGCCCCGCGGGCCGUACAGUUACUACGCAUUCACCAGCGGGGGCGAGUACUCGACCAAGCAAAUGGACGACGUGGGGAUCGGAGGCAUUCCCAAAACGCCGCCACCAUAUCCCAAGCACCUGGGCGCGUUCCGCACCGAGCCCGUCGUGUGGAUCGGUUACGCCGUGUUGGCAGACCCGAGCAAGCCCGUGCCGACCAACGAGUCAGAUCCGGCAUGGGCGGGCGCCUUCGUGCCCAAGCUGUUUGCCUGCGAGAACUACGAGACGGACUACGCCGUCGUAUUCAACUACACUGAAGGCGCGCAGACCACGACAGUCAAGAACGCGACCUUUAUGCGGCCCGUCGUCAACACGACCUUUGUCCCGGAUAUCGACGCCGACGAUGGCACUGCUGAUAACACCACCGCGGUGCCCGAGGACAACUACAUAUAUCCGAACGACGUGGCGCGCUACCGACGUACGGCCGCCUACCACUCGCUCAGCAUCCUGGUGCGCUACUUCCUGAACGGCACCGUCGAGAUGGACAAGGACUUGGUCAACCCCAUCGUCAACACCAACGCCAUCCAAACGAAGCUCCUCGACCCGCGCACGAAUUUCUUCCCGUACGCCAAUCUGCAGGACCUCGUGCAGCGCUUCUACGAGGACAUCAUCCUGUCGAUUCUUAGCACGCCGCAGUUCGCCGUCGUCGCCUGGGCGGCGCGCUCGCAGGAGCAGAGCGGCACGCUGCCGGCCGGCACCAACGGAGCCGCGGCAGACUACAGCUUUCCCUGCGUCAAAUCAAGGACGCAGAACCAGUACAAGUACCACGCACGCGACCUGUGGAUCGUCUACGGCAUCGCCAUCCUGCUGGCGCUCGUCGGAGUCGCUGCCGGUGCGCUCGCCGUCGCCGACAACAACGGCGCCGUGCGCGACACGCACUUCUCCAGCGUCGUUGCCGCCACGCGCGGCCCCGCCCUCGAUAGGGCCCGUUGGGACGGCGGCGGCGGCGCUACGCACUACAGCACCGUGCCGGCCGAGGUCAAGAGGCUUCGCGCCGGCUACGGGCUGGUCGGGGAUGUUGCUGCGCCGGCAGUGGGAGGGGAAUCGCCGGCAGUGGGAGGGGAAUCGCCGGCAGUGGUGGGAGGGGAAUCGCAGACGAGUGGCGUGCGCUACGGGUUCGGCCUCGAGGGCGAUGUGCGCCAGCUCAGGCGCGAGAGCAGCAUCCUGCGCUUUUCGACGGCGGAGUGAAUUAACAACCGCAUAUUUAUUUAGAGCCUUAGAGACUACGGCGGGGUAUACUUCCGUAGUUAUGGGGAAUCUUGAUAGGCAAUCGAUAAUCGUAUUACAUUUCGAUCAACGUCAUGGUGCCUCAAGCACUUAGUUGACGAGAAUCGUACUUCACUCUACCA